GCAAAAAUAAAAAAUAACCAGAGAAGCAAAAUCCAAAAUCAGCGGCACCUCUUCACUCACUCCUUCAUCUCUCAUACAUAAUCUCCUUUCUCUCUCAUUGUUUCAUAAGAAUCACUGUUCCCAAUAUCCAAUCGUCGAUGAAUUCCCCUUUCUCCUUCAAUCCAUCUCAUCCUUUCUGAAAAUAAGAAAAACUGCUUCUGUUUUGGUCUUCGAUUUCUUCCCAUGGCGACUCCGUCUGAUGCUCCGCCAAGUUCGGCUGACGAAAACCCCCAAAAUUCAGUUCUCACUCAGCCGACCAAUGAUAAUUUUCAAGACACUGUGAAGGAAAGUUCUCCCACUUCAGUAUUUGUGAACUCGGAACCCAUUCGAGAAGAUCAAGUACAAAACGCAAUAAAGUUUCUCUCGCAUCCAAAAGUUAGGGGAUCACCCGUAGUUUACAGAAGGUCGUUUCUCGAGAGGAAGGGUCUCACAAAAGAGGAGAUCGAUGAAGCCUUUCGACGUGUUCCUGAUCCAACCCCACCUGUUACAACGACGCCAUCGGUUGUUACUAAUCAAGAUGGGCAGAUUAAAUCUUCUGGAAAUGUUCAACAGCAACCUCCAGCACAAGCGUUACAGCAGAUUACGCCCGUUGGAAAUGUGAAUAGUAAUUCGAAAAUGGGGAGACUAGCUCGAUUCCAGUGGUACCAUGGUAUUCUUGCUGUAGGCUUUCUCGCCGUAUCAGGGGCCGGAACAGCAAUACUUUUCAAGAAAGCAAUUGUUCCUAGGUUCAAGUCUUGGAUUCGUAAAAUUGUAUUGGAAGAAGACGAAGAGGGCGUGAUGAAGAAAAACGAUGCGAAACCAAGCAUAGCGGAAGAAGCUGCCGCCGCUGCAAAAUCUGCCGCCGCUGCAGCGGCUGAUGUAGCUCGAGCAAGCCAGGAGAUGUUGAUUACGAAAAGUGAAGAGAAGAGAUGUUUUGAAGAGCUUAUCAAAAUGUUGAAUGUCCAAGUACACGAGAUGAAAUCGAUGAGUAACGCAAUACAGAAGUUGGAAGUUGGACAAAGUAUAAAUGGUAGAAUUGCUGUGGAGGAACAAUACCAAAGGGUCUCAGGAACCAGUUCAAGGCAACCUUAUGCCAAUGGCAGGGCAGAUACUGAUUCUCGUUCAGUGAGAUCUUUGUCACCGCCUGCGCCAGUGGAACCUUCUGCUGCUCCUCAUCCUAAGUCGUAUAUGGAUAUAAUGGCUAUGAUACAAAGAGGGGAAAAACCCUCCAAUAUAAGGGAGAUCAAUGAUGCACCACCGAACCCCAGUCAGCCAUUAUCAAAUCCACGUUUAGCACCAAGGCUUAAGCCAUGGGAAUCUCAGAAUAGCGCCCCCAACAAUUAUCCAGCUCAAGAUAGCAUCAACGCCUCAAAUUACGAUUUCCAAGAUAACCAGAUGAACGGAGACAAUGCAGCAGCAUCUUCUUGGUGGCAACAAAAGAACGCAAGAAUCACAGAAAUCGAAACUCCCAAUACGACAAUGGUUAACGAACGUGGGCCCCCCGCCAUUCAGAGGUCAUCAUCGUGGGUGCCACCUCAGCCGCCACCUGUCGUGAUGCCUGAAGCAGCUGCCGCCAUACGGCAACCCAAAAAAUCUCCGUAUCAAAUGGAGCAGUUGACCGACGACCAACUACUUGCUCGUUCUUCUGCAGAUGCAAACGACGAGUUGCAGAGAAUUACGAAAAUAUCCGAAUCUGGAGGUACUGUACUGGAUAGUACUAAUGGUGGAAUUUAUUCCAGCGAGAUAUCGAAUGAAGAGAAUGGCUCGUAUUUCGAGACUUGAUUAAUUCGAGGUACCGUAUAGCCGAUAGGGAGUUGAUCGUAAUCGGAGAAUAGAGCAUAUCGAUCUUAUUCCACAAUCAUUUAGUUCCGAGUUUUAAAUUAAAAAAUAAAUAAAUAUAUUGUGGUACAUAAACCAUUAAUUAUAUAAGGUCCACUGUUUGUGUUGAGCACAAUUUGUUAUCUGCUGAACAGGUAAUCAAUCUGUUAUCCAUGAACCAUUUUUUUCGGCCUUCGAAUUUUGGUCGUCUUUAGGUGUUAUUUUUCGAGUAGAGAAACGAGUAGUGCUUCUUAAUCUAAUUGCAACAUCUGAUCUGCUCUUUUUGCUUUA
Erythranthe guttata (spotted monkey flower) is the source of this 2127-nucleotide messenger RNA. RefSeq names its product peroxin 14 (gene PEX14). Gene Ontology annotation, molecular function: signaling receptor binding. The record is from RefSeq and is a predicted model, not a curated record. Gene Ontology annotation, cellular component: peroxisomal membrane; peroxisomal importomer complex. Lineage: Eukaryota; Viridiplantae; Streptophyta; Magnoliopsida; Lamiales; Phrymaceae. Gene Ontology annotation, biological process: protein import into peroxisome matrix, docking.